AUGACCGACACCAACACGCGAUCCAUCAACGACAUUGAAACCGACAUUGUCAAAAUCAACGAGGCUCUCUUUACUAUCUCGGAAUUACGAUCGUCUCUACGUUCUUUCAAACAACUUGUACAGCAAGAAAACAAGGGCCCAACCUACGUCAAUGCCUUUGGAGAAAGGCUCAACCUUGUAAAGAAUGGCGUGAAUCGCUUGACAUCUGAGGCAGAAGGGUUGAAAGGAGCACUGGUAUACGCUCAAGUAGCCGCCAAGCACAAUUAUGACUGGCCUAGUAUCAAGGAUGCUGUAGAGAAUGAUGCAGCAGCUGAAGAACGACGACAAGCUGAGAAUGGCGCAGGAAGGUCCAAAGAUCCAAGUGCUCAUAUCAAGAAAACAUCAGAUCACAUGCUUAGACAACUAUCAUCUGUGGUCUUAGAACGAAGGAAGCCCACAACAACAGCAAACUUCAUCACAACCCAUAUCGAUCAAUGGCUGGCCCAUGAGAAACCAAGCAAUGUACACAUGUCUAUCACCUUUGAUUCUCCUGAGCAUGAUACAAUGUCAGGGUCUGCAUGCUGUGUCACGAUUGCAGUAGAAAAGGCACUUCGAGCAGUACUCAGUCUGAAUUAUCACAAGGCAUCCGAUACUUUGGUAGUGCAUCGCUAUGAGAUGAAGAGUGCAAAUGAAGAGAAAAACUCCCAGCAAGAUCUAUUACUCUUUCAAAAGCUCAAUGUGCUCGCUGACAGUGCUUUCCAAGAUAUGGGUGUGAUGCCUGCACGUGAGUCUUUAUCCAGUAUCCUGCAUUGGAUUGCGAGUUACCAUAAUUUAUUCACGGAACCAUGUUUCCGAUGCAACCGACGAUUGCAGUUUGAUUCACCACACUACAAAUUCUUACCGCCAAUGGUGCGCACUUGGGUACGGAGAAAAGUUGAUUACAUGGAACCUGAUCGAGAGAUGCCACAAGCUUAUACAACAGCGGGAAUGGCUUAUCACAUGCUAUGCUUUGUGGGUGCGACCAAGGUGGCUGCCAAGAUCAACCAGUGA
This is a messenger RNA of Lichtheimia ornata, 1029 nucleotides long. RefSeq lists its product as uncharacterized. The coding region runs from base 1 to 1029 and encodes 342 amino acids. The record is from RefSeq and is a predicted model, not a curated record. The transcript is spliced from 9 exons. Gene Ontology annotation, biological process: regulation of transcription by RNA polymerase II. Lineage: Eukaryota; Fungi; Mucoromycota; Mucoromycetes; Mucorales; Lichtheimiaceae. Gene Ontology annotation, cellular component: mediator complex. Gene Ontology annotation, molecular function: transcription coactivator activity.